AUGGGCUGGAUGAAUAGCAGGUCUGUCCUGCAGCUGUGUGCUCGCUCCCACCCCAAGAGCGCACCGAGCCGCACACAGCAAAGCCCACGAGCCCACGCAGUCUGUCCAGCACCAGCGAGGGGACCGGAGGGCAGCAGGAUGGAGUCAGACAGAGAAAUCCGCAGCCGUCAACCUGGGAACUCCAACCCCACGCGGAACCUGCCCAUCAACCUGAACCACUAUGCCACCAAGAAGAGUGUGGCCGAGAGCAUGCUGGACGUGGCGCUCUUCAUGUCCAACGCCAUGCGGCUGAAGGCGGUACUGGAGCACGGGCCUUCCUCCCCCUACUACAAGACCCAGUUGCAGCGUCCAGGAAGCACAUCUGGCCCUCCCCAAGCCUCAGGCAGCCGGGGGAGGGAAGCUCCGGGCUGUGCUCCCCACCUGGCUUCACUUCCCUCUCCCUUCUGCUCCACAGCGCGGCUGAACCUGAACGAAGUAGAAAACCAGUGGCGACUAAACCAGCUCAACAACGCCGCCACCGCCCUGGUCUUCAUCACUGUGGUUUUUAACGUUUUCAUCACAGCCUUCGGGGCACAGAAGACGGGCUUCCCGGCUGCCAGGGCCUCCGGGGGUCCCCUCUGAAGAAGCAUGGAACUUGAAACUGGGUCCAGAACUGCUUCUCUCCUUCCUCCCAGACCUGCCGGGCUGAUGGCAUUUUCCUCCGUCCUUGGGCUGUACAAGGGCCCUUGGCCCCCUCGCAGCUCCUGAACGAUGCUCCGCUGGGUGAGAUGACCGGACAAGGUCUAAAGCCCUGAGCACACUCGAUUCUGCCCUCCUGGGAUUCCUUCCCAGGCAGAAUCCUGACUGGAGGAGCUGUGAAUCCCGCUCUCUGUUCCCUCUCUGGCUUCUGCUCCAGGCUGUUUCCUUUCUGUAAAAUGAAUUCUUUCCCUCCAUAAAGACUUCUGCAAAGCCACUCUGAGUCCAUCUUUUGUGGUUAGGGCUAAGGCUCCAACCCCAGGGUGGGCAUCUGCAUGCGCUUUCUUUCAGGGUCGUAGAAGGAACUUUUAGGACCUUAUAGGUCCUAAUCUGUAGUGGAUUACAGAUGAGCCACUUCCUGACUGAUCAGACAGGGUGUGA
Messenger RNA from Octodon degus (degu), 1116 nucleotides. RefSeq names its product ninjurin 2 (gene Ninj2). Gene Ontology annotation, cellular component: membrane. The record is from RefSeq and is a predicted model, not a curated record. Gene Ontology annotation, biological process: tissue regeneration; cell adhesion. The coding region runs from base 1 to 621 and encodes 206 amino acids. Lineage: Eukaryota; Metazoa; Chordata; Mammalia; Rodentia; Octodontidae. The transcript has 4 exons.